Contarinia nasturtii (swede midge) is the source of this 1075-nucleotide messenger RNA. Its product is annotated as trypsin Tyr p 3.0101-like. The transcript has 4 exons. NCBI's taxonomy places the organism in Eukaryota, Metazoa, Arthropoda, Insecta, Diptera, Cecidomyiidae. Gene Ontology annotation, molecular function: serine-type endopeptidase activity. Bases 45 to 926 code for a protein of 293 amino acids. The record is from RefSeq and is a predicted model, not a curated record. Gene Ontology annotation, biological process: proteolysis.
UUCAUAUGUCAUUUGUUUGUUAGCUUUCACGACAUUCGAUUAAAAUGUGUGCACGCUGGUUAUUCUUUUUUGUUGUAAUUGCAGUUCAUCAUUCCAAUUCUGAAAGACAAGGAAGGAUAAAGAAAGGGGAAACUGCACCAAUUAUACCGUAUCAUGUUUCUAUUGAUUUUGAUUCUGAUUAUAAAAAGCUACCUAUGCCCUGUGCUGAAACUUCCGAAUCUGUCUGUUCCUAUUUUGGAUUAUUCGGGUGUACAGAUGUGCCCUACGCUGCGGUUAAUAAUACCAAAAGUCUUUGCUCCGGCGUCAUUAUUGGAGAGCGAGAUAUUUUAACGGCCGCACACUGUGUGGAUGAGUUUAAAAAUCGAACAGAAUAUAUGUCGGUAUCAGUCAGUGUGACAGACUUGAGAAAUGUUUCACAAUAUCAACGAUAUUGUGUCGACCGGGUUAUAGUACAUGAUGAUUAUUCUCCUACGAUAGAGGAUAUCGCGAUGGUGAAGCUGAAAAGAAAAAUCGAUCUCAGUGAUCCGAAAAAAGUAAAGAAACUCCCGUUUUCAAAUCGACAUGCGUUGUUUUCAAGCAAGGACCGUUUCAGGGUGGCAGGAUGGGGCAUGUUAGAUGAAAGCCAGACAAUCGAUCCGAAUAACUUACAACAGACGACGGUGGAAGCUACGGACUGUCCAUUUGAGGGGGUUAAAAAUCUAAAUAAGCUGAUUUGUGCUGUAUCGCCAGAUCGCAGCAGCACGGCAUGUGCGGGUGAUUCCGGCGCAGGAUUGGUGACCCUCAAUGAACCCCAAGAACUGAUUGGAAUCCUCAACCGUGGUGAAUGUCUUACAAUAGAUACUGCAAUAAUGAGAUUCGCAAGAGUCUCAACUUAUUAUGAUUGGAUAAAUAAACAUUUAAAUGACGCUGUAAAUACAAGAGCUUGACAUCUCAUUUUUUUCUAAAUAACAAUCUAACUGAUCUCAAUUUAGUUUUUGAACUUUCACAAAAGAAAAAGAAAAUCAGUAAACAUUGGUAUGUAACACUGUUUCAGUUGAAAUAUUGAAUAAAAAUGCAAAAAAGUAAUCUUUUAUCA